CUUGCAAAAUCUCUCAUGUUAACUUUGUUACUCGCCAUGUCUCUUUCAGGUUACUCUUUAAAUAAAGUGUUGGAUGACUUGCUGCAGUUUGAUUUUACUAUUAGUCUGUGGAGUGAGGUUCAUGCUGGAUCUCCUAAACCUGUUGGGCGCUUUUCUCACACUGCAAACCUGUAUCUUGACGCCAUGGUGGUGUUUGGCGGAGAAUUACAGGAUGGUAACCUCACCAAUGAUCUUUGGCUCUAUGACUUAACUCUCAACAAAUGGACAGAGCUUGCUGUAAAUGAUACUGUUAAACCACCUCCUCUUGCUGAACACAGCGCCACUGUGGUGGACAAUAUACUUUAUAUUUUUGGUGGUCGUACCAGUCGUGACCCAUUUUCUUCAGACAUGUUCUCAUAUUCAUUAUCAAGUAAAACUGGCUGGACAAAGAUUUUAUACCACAGUGGGAAUGAACUGCAUUUGCGUAUGUUGGGACAUACAGCAAUUUAUUAUGCUGAUCUGCAUUCUCUUGUUGUCUUUGGUGGAUUUGUUCCUUACAGAGCAAGGAGCAGUGAUCGCUCUAACAGACUUCUGGCAUUUCAUCUUGAUCAUCAAGUGUGGACUGAGCUUGCUGUCACAGGAGAUAUUCCCAGAGGUCGUUCAUUUCACUCUGCAGUUUUGGUGCACGACUACUUAGUUAUUUAUGGUGGAAAUGUCCAUAAACAUAGAGAAGAAGAAAUAUGUCAUGACAACAAGCUUUUGUUUUACCAUCUGAAAUGCCACAAGUGGAUUUCACCAUCAACAUUUGAUGCUCUUUCUCUUUCCUCCGGCAAUCCACAGCAAGGAAGGUUCUCUCACGGAGCUGUACUGCGGAAUGGAUCAGUCAUGCUUGUUGUGGGAGGAUUUAGUGGGUUGCCAUUGGGUGAUGUCUUAGGUUUUAAAUUGCCUAUCGCCAUUGCAGAAAAGAGUUCUUCAGGGGGGCACUGUGAAGGUUACAGUACUGAGAAGAGCUGCAUAGAAGACCCAGAAUGUGGGUGGUGUAGUAAAUCAUCCAAGUGUCUCAGCUUAGAUCAAUCAGCAAGUUGCAGUGCAACUCUCUCGACAAGUUCCUGUCCUGGACCAUGUGCUGUGCAUGUGCAAUGCAGUGCUUGUUUAUUAGUUGGCGGUGCAAAAUGCGGGUGGUGUGUCGAGGACAGCAGAUGUUACCCGAGAGAUUCACGGACAGGUGCCUGUCAAACUGUCACUAACAGUAAUGUGGAGACAAUCCGAGGCUGGUGGGGUGAUACAGGACAUUUUCUUACAUCACCAAAUGAGUGUCAAACCAGGGAUUAUCCACCAGGAAUCACUGUUAUUGAGAAUGUUGAAUAUCCAAACAGUUCUUUUCCUGAUGGUGUCAGGAUUGUCUUACAAUCAGAAGUUGAAAUUUUCCGUGAGGGGGUAUUAGACAAAGUGCGCGUGACUCAGCUGAAGGGAUUUGUAUAUCCCUUUAGGUACCAGCCAGUGCCGUGGAAGUCUUACAAAUUGUAUCUUGAGCUUAACAAUGCCGGAAACAGUAACGUUUCAUUGUGGCUCAGCACUGAUGAUACAGAGGCAAAUAGUGUAAGUACAGCAUCCUUCCAAACUAGUGUUUCAUGUCUGAGUGAGCAAAAGUUUCCUCCCAUUCCUCCUGGAGGACACUCCCCUGUGAUAUGAUAGAGUUGCUUGUAGGAAAGUUUUAACCCCCUGUAAAAGGGGCCAGAAUCUUGUUUUGUGGGUGUAGCUUAAGUUCAUCUCCACCCCUCAAGAGGGUCCUUUAAAGCUACAUCAUCAGUUUAGAAUGAUUUUAGUCAAAUCUCAAAUGUGCCAAUUGCAGAGGAAGAAAACUUUGUUUUUGAGCUUUGUUUUAACAUGUCUUUUUUGUUUACCCCUACCCCCAG
Messenger RNA from Orbicella faveolata, 1895 nucleotides. RefSeq names its product multiple epidermal growth factor-like domains protein 8. The record is from RefSeq and is a predicted model, not a curated record. Gene Ontology annotation, molecular function: protein binding; calcium ion binding. Gene Ontology annotation, cellular component: Golgi apparatus. NCBI's taxonomy places the organism in Eukaryota, Metazoa, Cnidaria, Anthozoa, Scleractinia, Merulinidae.